Molecule: messenger RNA, 2592 nt
Organism: Morus notabilis
Lineage: Eukaryota; Viridiplantae; Streptophyta; Magnoliopsida; Rosales; Moraceae
Product: oligopeptide transporter 3
Biological process (GO): transmembrane transport
Molecular function (GO): oligopeptide transmembrane transporter activity
Source: RefSeq, a predicted model, not a curated record
CAAUCAAACAAAAAAACUCACUCCACAAAUCAGUCAUUAGGCUCUGUUUGUUUCUGACAAACGGAGACCAAUUUCAAUGGCGUCGAAGACAAACGGCCAAGGCACGGAAACCGAGAAGCCAAACGUCGAGUCGUCCGAGGAAAGAUGUUCGGUUGAGGAGGUAGCUCUGGUGGUGCCGGAGACGGACGACCCGUCGCUGCCGGUGCUGACUUUCCGGGCCUGGGUAUUGGGCCUGGGCUCGUGCGUUCUGCUCAUAUUUCUCAACACCUUCUUCACGUACCGCACACAGCCGUUGACGAUCUCCGCCAUUCUCAUGCAAAUCUCGGUGCUCCCCAUCGGGAAGUUCAUGGCGGCCACGCUUCCGACGAAGGAGUACAGCCUUUUGGGCCGGAGGUUCAGCCUCAACCCAGGCCCAUUCAACAUGAAGGAACACGUCAUCAUCACCAUAUUUGCCAAUUGUGGUGUGUCGUUUGGCGGCGGAGAUGCGUACUCCAUCGGCGCCAUUACGGUUAUGAAAGCGUAUUACAAGCAGAGCGUAAACUUUCUCUGCGCUCUUCUCAUCGUUUUGACUACUCAGAUAUUGGGUUAUGGAUGGGCUGGAAUGCUCAGGAGGUACCUGGUUGAUCCUGUUGAAAUGUGGUGGCCUGCAAACCUGGCACAGGUUUCUCUGUUUAGAGCACUCCAUGAAAAGGAGGACAAGAAAAAAGGCAUGACAAGAAUGAAAUUUUUCCUCAUUGCCAUGGGAGCAAGCUUUGCAUACUAUGCACUCCCUGGUUAUCUCUUCCCAAUAUUGACAUUCUUCUCAUGGGUUUGCUGGGCUUGGCCACACAGUGUAACUGCCCAGCAGAUUGGCUCAGGUUAUCAUGGACUUGGGAUUGGUGCCUUCACCUUAGAUUGGGCUGGGAUUUCAGCUUAUCAUGGAAGCCCACUUGUCACACCCUUCUCUUCAAUUCUCAAUGUUGGAGUUGGCUUUGUUAUGUUCAUCUACAUUAUUGUUCCUCUUUGUUACUGGAAGUUCAAUACCUUUGAUUCUAGGAACUUCCCUAUAUUCUCCAAUCAGCUCUUUACUAAAACUGGCCAUAAAUACGAUACGACCAAGAUCUUGACACCGCAGUUCGAUCUUAACGUCGAUGCUUAUAAUAGUUACAGCAAGCUCUAUCUUAGCCCGCUUUUCGCGCUAUCCAUUGGGUCAGGGUUCGCAAGGUUUACAGCAACUCUCACUCAUGUGGCACUCUUUCAUGGCAGUGACAUUUUAAAGCAGAGUCGAUCGGCGUUGAAGAACGCGAAGCUUGACAUCCAUGCAAAGCUAAUGAAAAGUUAUAAGCAAGUGCCUGAGUGGUGGUUCCUCAUCUUGUUAAUUGGAAGCAUUGUCCUGUCAUUAAUGAUGUCUUUUGUGUGGAAAGAAGAUGUGCAGCUGCCUUGGUGGGGAAUGUUAUUUGCUUUUGCCUUGGCUUGGCUUGUCACUCUCCCAAUUGGGGUCAUUCAAGCAACCACCAAUCAGCAACCAGGAUAUGACAUAAUAGCACAGUUCAUUAUUGGGUAUGUCCUACCAGGGAAACCCAUUGCAAACUUGCUUUUCAAAAUCUAUGGACGAAUCAGCACUAUCCAUGCUCUCUCUUUCUUGUCUGAUCUCAAACUUGGCCAUUACAUGAAAAUUCCGCCGCGGUGCAUGUACACAGCACAGCUCGUGGGAACUAUUGUUGCUGGCACAGUCAACCUUGCAGUGGCAUGGUGGAUGCUGGAAAGCAUUGACGACAUAUGCGACGUCGAAGGUCUUCACCCCGACAGUCCAUGGACUUGUCCCAAGUACCGAGUCACCUUCGACGCUUCUGUCAUAUGGGGCCUGAUUGGACCAAAGCGGCUGUUUGGACCAGGAGGAUUGUAUCGAAACUUGGUGUGGCUAUUCCUCAUUGGAGCUGUCCUGCCGGUUCCUAUCUGGUUGCUGAGCAAAAUGUUCCCAGAAAAGAAAUGGAUUCCCUUGAUAAACAUACCAGUUAUAUCCUAUGGCUUUGCAGGAAUGUCUCCCGCAACUCCCACCCAUAGCGAGUUCAACAUAGCGAGCUGGCUUAUCACCGGAACCAUCUUCAACUACUUUGUUUUCCGAUACCACAAACGAUGGUGGCAGAAAUAUAACUAUGUUCUAUCCGCAGCAUUGGAUGCUGGAACUGCAUUCAUGGCUGUCCUGCUGUUUUUCGCCUUGCAGAACGAGAACAAAAAUCUGAAGUGGUGGGGCACUUCCCUUGAUCACUGUCCCUUGGCAACAUGCCCGACUGCACCGGGUAUUAAGGUUGAUGGAUGUCCAGUUUUCUGAAGCUGAAAACAAGUAGGAAAUGAUGUGGCCAUGACUAGGGAAGAAGAGAAGAAAUAAAAAAUGUGUUGAAUUGGCAGUUGACUAUAAUUUUCUUGCUUCUUCUCUCUGAAAGAGAAGGAAAAAACAAAAAAAAAGGGUCUCCCCACUAAUGCUUCAGGAUAGAAUUAGUUAUUUAAGUGCAAUCUGUGGCCGACUAAUAAUAAUCUGUACCGACUACAAUUUACAAAAUGUGCAUUGUAAAAUGCAAAGGCAGUAAAUAAAUGAGCAACCUCUUUCAUUUU